Nothoprocta perdicaria is the source of this 4851-nucleotide messenger RNA. RefSeq names its product NEDD4 binding protein 2 like 2 (gene N4BP2L2). Gene Ontology annotation, cellular component: nucleus. The transcript has 11 exons. The record is from RefSeq and is a predicted model, not a curated record. Gene Ontology annotation, biological process: negative regulation of transcription by RNA polymerase II. Gene Ontology annotation, molecular function: transcription corepressor activity. Lineage: Eukaryota; Metazoa; Chordata; Aves; Tinamiformes; Tinamidae. The coding region runs from base 39 to 4019 and encodes 1326 amino acids.
CGGGGCGGCGGAGCAGGGGCCGGCGGCUUCGCUCUGAGAUGCUUCAUGCUGAAUGUAGAAUAAGACUGUUGGAUUGUCAGGAUGAAAUCACAAUUGAGCCACGUUCUAAAAAAAUGAAGUCAACAGAAGAGGCUUAUGAGAAACUCUGUAAUGAUGAUUACCAAAGUUGCCAACAGAAAGUGGAGGCUGAAAGAACAUCUGGUGAUUUGGCCUCGAGGUAUCUCUCAGAUAGCCAAGCAGAGCAUGAAAUGCAGAAGGAAGAGAAAGUAUCUACAGGUGUCUUGACAACGCUGGAUGAAGUGUUUCCUGAGAAAACCCUAGUGCUUAGUCAGCCAGCUGAUCCUGAGGUUGGGCAGAAUACAAAUCAUCCAUUUGUACAAGGAGAUGGUGUUAAAGUUGACGAUAAGCAAGGCCCCUUUAUUACAGGUGUUGAUGAAAGUAGUAAAAAUGUCAGUAAAAUGUUCUUGAUGAAUGGAAAUGAAUCCAAUGAAGAGUUUUUUACAAGCAAAGAAUUUAUUGGACCGAUUUACAAGCCCACUGAAAGUAACAAACAGGACAAACCUCAGAAUUGCAGUGAAGGUAAAGGGAGAGAUGAGAAUGAGGUGUGUGAAACCAAAGCAAAAAGGAACGCAAAGAGAACACAGGUUGCUGCUGCUGCUCUAAUGGAUGAUGAGCUGUGCCAGUUUUAYAAAGAAAUUGAACAGCUUGAAAAGGACAGUUUGGAGAGUAACCCUCAGGAAGAAGAAACCAAAUCUUCUCCAGAACAAUGUUCUCCGUUGAAUUGCAGUCAAACAUCACAUGAGGAUUCUCAGCAGACAUUGCUGGGCAGCCCACAACCCUUUUAUGAGAACGGACACGGUUUCUCUGGGSAACAGAAGGAUCAGGAAGCAAGUACUGAGCAGCAGCUUGACAGGGAAACAAGUCUCUGGAAAACUGAAAAUGCCUUUAAUGGACAAGUAGAUUCGAAGUUUUGGAAMAGCUCAGUGCCUGAAUUCAGACCCGCCUGGCAGACAACAGAAUCUUUCAUAGUACCUCAGGGACCUCUUCCUCCUCUGCCUCCUAGAUUCAACCAUCAGUCACACUUUCAAAUACUUAAUUCCCCACCACGAAAAACAAGUGCUUUCCCRUCUCAUAAUGAAGAACUUUCUUACAAAAAUUAUCAUGGUUACCAUGGAAACAAUGAUAUCGAUUGGCAUGGUCCAUUCCCUGAUCAGGGUGCCGGCCGUGUUGGUCAUAUUGAUAUCCGUAGUGCUCAGGAAUCCAGAAAUGGAAAUAUUGACCAGAAUGUACCGCAAAAUAGUGGUUUCUGUGAAACCAGAGAAGAGUGUUGGAAAGAUCCUAAAAACUACCAUGCAGAUGGAAUGCCCAGCUUUCCUUUCCUGAAGGCACCCAAGGAAAAGCUACGUAGUUCACAGAAAUUGCUCCUGCUUUUAAGAGGUCUCCCUGGUUCAGGGAAAUCAACACUAUCUCGUUUGCUGCUCAGCCAAGAUUGUGAUGGGAUCGUACUCAGCACCGAUGAUUAUUUUCGUCAGGAAGAUGGAUAUACGUAUAAUGCUGCUCACCUUGGGGAUGCCCAUGACUGGAAUCAGAAGAGAGCAAAGCAAGCGAUGGAGGAGGGGAAGUCUCCAAUUAUAAUAGACAACACUAAUACUCAAGCCUGGGAAAUGAAACCUUAUGUGGAAACGGCGCUAGAAAAGGGAUACAGAGUGGAGUUCCGUGAGCCAGAUACCUGGUGGAAGUUUAAUCCCGAAGAAUUAGAAAAGAGGAAUAAACAUGGGGUCAGUCGAGAGAAGAUUGCUCACAUGUUGGAACGAUACGAAUAUCAAAUAUCCAUUCCUAUUGUCAUGAACUCAGUGGUGCCUCCUCACAAACACACGCAAAAACCGCCUCUGCAGCGAAGACAUAGGGAGAGAAUUUUGAAGAAGAGCCCAGGAUGCCAAUUCACAAAAGUGAAGCAGAGAAAAAAGCGAAAAAGAAACAAAAAAAUAAAAAGCAAUCACACAGAAAUUACAAAGAAAAAGAUGGGUGGARCAGCUCAUCAUCUAAUUGCAGAUGACCAGGAAACAUCAGAAAGUGAAGACGAUGACUCUGAAGAAGAAGAAGAAGAAGAAAACAGGAAAUCUUCAUGUACAUUUAGUGAAGAUGCAGCGGGCCCGAUAGUGUGCUGUGAAGAGAAGCCUAAUGGUGAUAACAAAAGCCUAGAAGCCACAGCCUUUUCCAGAGAAUGGUCUCCAGUUMCUGCGUCUGAAGUGUCAACUGUGUUGGACAGUGCAUUGAAAAAUGAAUCGUCUGUAGGAAGUGGCAGUUCAUUUCUAUCAAAUUUAAAGCCUGUUUCUAAUGAAAACCUAACCAAAUAUGCGUUUGAUAGUCAAGAUACAGACCAAGGGCAGGACCAAAGCAUUCUAGAAAGCAAGAGCAAUUUCCCCCAAAUAAAUKAUGAUAAAUCUUCAAUCCAAGAAGUAGAAUGCAGCUGUGCUGAUCAUAGCACAGUGUUGUUAGGCCUAAAAAGCAACCGUAGCUCAGAUCAAUUUAUAUGCGAACCUGGCAUGGAAGAUAAAUUUUUGAGUUUGAAUGGUGAAGAAGAUGAAAUUUCUCAGUGUUAUAAUUCAGAAGUAUCCAAUAAUGUGUCUGAUGGUAACACAGAGGGGAAAUAUGCGUUAAAAGGAGAGGAGAAUUGCUCUAAUGACUGGGCAUGUUUUCCAAAUAAUUYACCUAUUGAGCAAUUGCAGCUGGACUUUGAUAAGCAAGUUUCUCUCUCUUCAUGGUCUGAGGAUAACUUUGCAGGUGACCAAAGACAAGAAAAAGUGAGGAAGCUUAAACCGACUCUUACUAACAGCUCAGCAGAGCUAAGUUGCUGUCAAUCUUAUAAAGAACUGGAAAAGGAAAACCAGUCAUUGGUGAAGGUGAUGGCAACUGAGGAGCCUGGUAAUGUGAUAAGCAGCGGUGCAUGCACCUCUUUUUUAGGUGAAAUACGUGUUGAUCCACUUGUGACGGUGUCCCUGGAUUCCACACCGUGCCAAGUAAACCCGCCAGCAAACAGCCCUGCACCAGCUGCAACCAAGAAGAAAAGAUGCAAAAGAAUUUUCAAUUUGGCACCAAAAUUUAAUCUACCACGACAGUUUGCUGCCAAUACAGAGGGAAGGACAGCAGUCCUGUUAAGAGAUGACCUCUCCUCCAAAAGCACUUCAGAAAUGGAGCAAAAGAGAAUUCUGAACCAAGACAGUAACAAGGCGCAUAGCGAGAACCUUCCUACUCAGGGAUAUUCUGCACUUUACAGUGGUGGUGAGGCAGCCUUCUSCUCACCCACCCGUGAUACCAGUUCUCCGUUCAGUGAAGUUUCAUGCCAUGCAAGCCAUUUGGGACAAUCUGAUUUUUCUCUGAUGCCGUGUGCUGGUGUUAUUUCCCAACAAAAGGAAGGAACUCAUAAGCAACCUGUAGUUGAUGAGAAAGAGAUUGACAAUGAACAAGACUCUUCAGAGAUUACAAAUAGCAAACCCAAUAUUUUGUCUUCUGAUAAAGUGGUUUCUGAAAAUCCAGAAGGUUUUGAUAUAUUGGAAACCUGUAGUGAAAAUAUGCACAGAGCAGAUGGCCUGGAGUCAUUGGAGGCUUCACAGGUCAAAGAUAAGCAAGAUGUGAACAUGAAACCUAAUUUUCUUGGACUUCCCCUAUCUUUAGGAUUUGCUUUUCAGCUUGUGCAGCUCUUUGGUUCUCCAGGCCUCCCACUGGAAUCCUUGUUGCCAGAUGAUUAUAUAGUACCUCUUGACUGGAAAAUUUCAAAGAUGAUCUAUUUACUGUGGAAGACCUCUGUGGAGGAGAAACAGAAAACAARUGGAUUGCUGAGUGGAAGUACCUUGGCUGAUAACACUAUUGGUCUUGAAGAUCUAAAUAAAAAUUGUCAAGAGAAUCAAGGCUUUUCUGAAGCACUUCCAGAAAUAGAGCUAUUUCGAGGAGUGAUAGAAGAGAACGUCAUGACUUCUACUAGCACUGGCUGCCUGGAUACUGUAUCUCAGCAUUCAUGAUUGGCCAUCUUAAAUAGCAAAUUCUGCAUGAAGGACAAGAAAUCUCUCACUUUGAUUCUACCAUGGAAGAACCUCAGUUUUCAACCAAGUAUUUCAAUUGCAAGGAGAAAACAGGAAGAACAUAAUUGGUGUAGAUUUUUGGUGUAAAUCUUUGGCCGCAGUUUGUUCCAGCCCUCCACUCUGAGGAAACAAAAAAAAAAAAGUCAAAACUGAGAUAACUUUGCUGUUGGGAAAGGCCCSUUUCGGAAGCCCUCUGGAGUGUAUGCCUUUUUCUGGACAGCCUUACAUAUGAUAAAAAAGGAACUGAAAAGAGAGACCAAGGAAGGAGGAGGUGUCUGCGCGAGGGGUGAACUUGAGGCCUUUGUAUCUGAGUCAUUUGGAUCGGGAUCUGUCUCCAUGAACGGAGGAGUCGGGGUUUCCUGCUGAUGGUGUCCUCCCGCAGGGAACGGUGCCUCUGCUUCUGUCGUUCAUUACGUGGCUUUUCCCACUGCUGCUCGYGCUUAUCCUUCAUCCUGCUCCCAUUCCUCAUAAUUAUAUCCCAGUCUCCUCACAAGGUCAAGUGGAAGAAGACUUCAUCARUCUCUCCUUUCACCUGCAGGUGCACAAGGUGCAUUGCUUUUCUUCCUGAAACUACACUUAAUAUUUCCCUUGGAGCGCGCUGGUUUGUGCACUAUAGAAAUGCAGAGAAAUUGUCACUGUGGAGCUGACCCAGGCAAGCUGGAGGAAAGAUGCUUAGGGCUUCAGGAUCUAUAAUUCCCAUAUUCAACAGUUUGAUGUUUCUGCUAGUGAUAUUCCUUUUGCCACUUUUUUUUUCACUUGAGAUCCAUAUCCU